CGCCUGCUAUUUAAGUGCACUAACGCGAUGUACGCGAUCGUUAGUUCUCUGUUGGUUGUUCCGGAGAGAUCGUGCGCGCACACGAGACGAGACGCACGGAAUAGCAACCAUGCGUUCCCCACGCAACGUCGCCGCCUUCUACGAUCCGACCACCCGAAUUUGGCGUGGCGCCCGAACCUCCCCGGUCUUCAACCCUAACCAAUCGCUGGGCGAACUGGUCCUGAACCGCCUCGCCCAAACCCCAACCACGAUCGCCCAGGUCAGUGCCGACAGCGGUGCCGAGGUAUCCUGCGGCGAGCUCCGCCUGCGCACGAUCCGCGUAGCUCAAGCCUUGACGGGGCUCGGGUACUCGCGGGAUCGUGCGGACAUCAUCGCAAUGGCCGUUCGCAAUGGGGAGCACGUGGCUCCGGCGCUGUUUGCCUGCUUUGCGCUGGGCAUUCCGGUUAAUACGCUGGACGCGACGUUCAAGCGGGACGAUCUGGGGCACAUGCUUGGGACGGUGCGGCCGACGCUGGUGUUCUGCGAUCAGGAGACGAUCGGGGAGAUGAGCGCUGCGAUGGAGAUCGCCGGGAUUCGAGCGAGCGUGGUCGUUUUUGGGAAGCGUUUGGAGGGGUUCAUGUACGUGGAAGAUCUGCUGGUUCCGACUGGGGUCGAGGAGGAGUUUGUUCCCGUUCACUUUGAAGACGCUUCUACCGAACUAGCAAUCAUCCUGUGCUCGUCGGGAACAACCGGAAGAUCCAAAGGCGUGAGCUUGUCACACAGUGCCUCCAUAGUCAGCGUAACCGGACUCAACAACUGCUACCCCAACGACGUCAUCCUCUGCUUCAGCUCCCUCUACUGGUACUCCGGCUUCGCCUUCCUCCUCCUGGGAACCAUCUUCGGUGCGAAGCGGAUCAUCACCCGAGAACCGUACAGCCCCAACCUCGCUCUGGACUUCAUCAACCAAUACCGCGUCACCAUUACCUUCUUCUCACCGGCAACAACCUACCAACUUCUCAAGCACCCCCAACUCCAGCAAUCAACCCUCGCCAGCCUCCGGGUCAGCAUCUGCGGCGGUGCCUCCAUCUCCGGCGACCUGAAGCAACUCUUCGAGCGAACCGUCCCGCACGGCGAGAUGUGCGCCCUGUACGGACUGUCGGAAGCGGCCGGCGCCGUGACCAGCUCGGAAAACUCCACCUACAAGCAGGGCUCCAGCGGCUUCGUCAAGCCCAACUACGAGCUGAAGAUCGUGGACGACGCCGGACGCCCACUAGACAUCGACCAAGAGGGCGAGAUCCUGGUACGGGCAGGCCUCUGCACGUUCAUGGGCUACUACGGAAACAGCGAAGCCACGGCGGAAAUGCUCGACCCGGACGGAUGGCUCCACACCGGUGACAUCGGACGGGUCGACGAGGACGGCCUCCUCUACAUCGUAGAUCGCAAAAAGGACAUCAUCAAGUACAACGGAUACCAAAUCUCCCCGACCGAACUAGAAACAGUCAUCCAGUCCGUCCCGGGCGUCAUCAACGUGUGCGUUACGGGCGUUCCGGUGCCCGGGAAUGACCUGCCGGCGGCGUUGGUUGUGAAGCGGAACGACGACGAAGCGAACGCGGAGAUUGAGACGGUGAUCGUGGAAUCGAUAAGGACGCAGCUAGGGGAUUAUAAACAGCUGCGGGGUGGGGUUUACUUUGUCGCAGAGCUGCCGAUGACGCCCUCGGGGAAGAUACUGCGCCGGGGUUGUCGGGAUAUUUUGGUUGCGAUGUAUAAUAAGGAGAAAGUGAGGUGAAAUGUUGGGUUUGAAGAAAUAAGGCACUUUUUUGUUUUAAAUAUAUAAUAGAAGGUCUCGUGAAUAAAUAAAUCUUAGAAGUAUUCAAACAGUGAAAGAUAUUGACCAACAUCAGGCUGGUUUUUGUAGAUGUCGGUUAAUCAACCAAUAAAAUUGCGUGAUUUUUACUGGGGUAGGCAUCAGGUGAGAUUCUACAAUGCUCAAAUUAUACAAUUCAAAAAUUCGAAAA
Messenger RNA from Culex quinquefasciatus (southern house mosquito), 1994 nucleotides. Its product is annotated as 4-coumarate--CoA ligase 1. Gene Ontology annotation, biological process: long-chain fatty acid metabolic process; fatty-acyl-CoA biosynthetic process. The transcript has 3 exons. Bases 110 to 1765 code for a protein of 551 amino acids. Gene Ontology annotation, molecular function: long-chain fatty acid-CoA ligase activity. The record is from RefSeq and is a predicted model, not a curated record. Lineage: Eukaryota; Metazoa; Arthropoda; Insecta; Diptera; Culicidae.